Messenger RNA from Hymenoscyphus albidus, 299 nucleotides. The record is from the annotation of a GenBank genome assembly. NCBI's taxonomy places the organism in Eukaryota, Fungi, Ascomycota, Leotiomycetes, Helotiales, Helotiaceae.
AUGAAAGCAGCCAUCCCAACUACCGCAUCAGAGGUGGCCAUACUGCAGCGGCAGAUGUGCCAAUUCACUGACGUGCACAUUCGCCGACAUGCUGAUAGUAUAGGAAAAAGGUAUGAAAUAACACCAUGGCACCCCUCUGAUAUCUCACUCUGACUAGAUCUCCGCAGAAUCAGACCCAAGAACAGGCCUUUGUCUUUGAAUCGGUGUUGCGUGCCACACCACGUCAACCGACUUGCCAGAUGCAGACCAAUUCAACUGACUGCGCGCACUGCACUACAGCAGAACAGACAAUUCAAUGA